Messenger RNA from Vicia villosa (hairy vetch), 765 nucleotides. Its product is annotated as proline-rich receptor-like protein kinase PERK9. Lineage: Eukaryota; Viridiplantae; Streptophyta; Magnoliopsida; Fabales; Fabaceae. The transcript has a single exon. The coding region runs from base 1 to 765 and encodes 254 amino acids. The record is from RefSeq and is a predicted model, not a curated record.
AUGGAUGAUCCUAAUCCUCCCAAACCAAUACUGCCCAAUUUAAAUCUUUCUCCUCCUGUUUCACCUGACCAAGAACUUCCUGUAGUACCUCAGUCAUCACAACCACCACCCCUAAAUAAUCCUCCACAGCCUAACUCUCCUCCUCCGCAGCAGCCGCCAAGCUUUCCACCACAGCCACAAUUAUCAGUCCAAGAUCCUCGACAGCAAUCACCGGAAGACUCGCGGCCAGACCGAGACGCUUCACCACCACCAAAAUACCCUCCAGCACAGCCCAACUCUCCGCAACAACCACAACCACCAAACUUCUCUCCUUGGCAAUCACCGACCAACUUACACUCUCCACCACAGCAGCCGCCAAGCUUUCCACCACAGCCACAAAUAUUAGUCCAAGAUCCUCAGCUGCAAUCACCGCAAGACCCAGAACCGGAUGCUACACCACAACAACCACCACCACCUCCAUCGUCACACUCUCCGACACAGCAGCCGCUGAACUUACCACCACAGCCUCAAAUAUUAGUCCAAGAUCCUCAGCUGCAAUCACCGCAAGAACCAUGGCCAGAGGAGCUACAACCUUCACCUCCACGUGAAUAUUUAAUCGAAACUGGCGGAAGAGUCUACACCGUCACCUUACCACACUCUCCGCGAAGUCACCUGCGGCCAGAUGAACUUUCUACACCGGAAACGUCAGACUCUCUACCGGGCUCUUCAGGCGCUCCAUCGGACACAGCAUCAGGAAAUACUUCCCCUCUUCCUCCCUCACAAUGA